AAAGCAAACACUGCUACAGGAAGUACAAUCUGACACGAGCGCCAAGAUUGGCGAGCUUACUGCUAAGAAUGAAUUAUUAAUGGUUGAUCUUCAGAGCGCAAAAACAGCAAAAGACACUUUUCAUGCCAAAGUUUUACAAUUACAAGAAGAUUUGGAGACGUCGAUGUGCGAAGCGAAAAGAGCCGUUGAAGAGCUUAAACUUUCAUUGGUGGAGAAAGAUGCCACGCUCACCAAACUCGAGAUACUCUGCGGCUCUUACGAGGAGAAGGCACGCGACUACCGCGAGAAGAGUGAAAGGCUCCUUUCUGAGCUAGAAGAAUGUGUUUCCCAGCGCACGAAGUUAGAAAACGAGUGUGCCAGCGAAAAAGCUCGUUACGAAGGCCUCAUUAGAGCACAGCAAGCCGACCAAGAAAGGUUGCGUUGCGAGUUUGAGGCCGUUAGAAAGGAGUUCGAAGAGGCCAAUGCUAUUCUCCUGCAGCAGAAAGAAACGCUUGAGCCCGGAAGCACUGCGGCACAGCUCUCCCACUAUCUGGAGCUGAAAGACAUGUCCAUCACGAAGAUGUACAGCGAACUUGCUCGGCUAACGGAAGUCAGUGCCGCCAAAGAGUAUCUGCAAUUACGCCAUAUCGCCGCGGUUUCCUCUCGCCUUAACGAUAACACAGGCGAGAGGUGGCCAAGUACAAGAGGUGUCUAGAAGAAGUUUGGAGCCGCAUGGAACAGGUUUCUCCAGAGAUCGAAAGAGAGCGCAAGGAACACGAGGCAACC
Messenger RNA from Zophobas morio, 765 nucleotides. Its product is annotated as non-neuronal cytoplasmic intermediate filament protein B-like. The transcript is spliced from 7 exons. The record is from RefSeq and is a predicted model, not a curated record. Lineage: Eukaryota; Metazoa; Arthropoda; Insecta; Coleoptera; Tenebrionidae. The coding region runs from base 80 to 694 and encodes 204 amino acids.